This is a messenger RNA of Arachis duranensis, 752 nucleotides long. Its product is annotated as glutaredoxin-C6. The coding region runs from base 141 to 518 and encodes 125 amino acids. Lineage: Eukaryota; Viridiplantae; Streptophyta; Magnoliopsida; Fabales; Fabaceae. The transcript is spliced from 2 exons. The record is from RefSeq and is a predicted model, not a curated record.
AAGCGCGCGUGGGUUAGGUCUCGAGAGAGAGUGAGAGGAAAUGAAAGAGAGUAGGAAGUGACGUAAGCAAGCACUGUCCUCCUUGGGUGGAGUCAAGUUUGAUAGUAUAAAUAAAAGUCCUCUUGCUACCUCCUCCUCCGAUGCAAGUUCAAAACGACGUCGUCGUCCCGGUUCCCCUCCAUCUUAGCACCAUGUCUUGUCCUUCCUUGUCCAUGGAGCUGGACGAAUCCACCGAAUCCCGAAUCCAGCGCCUAAUCACAGAGCACCCAGUCAUCAUCUUCACCCGCUCCUCCUGUUGCAUGUGCCACGUCAUGAAGAAUCUCCUCGCCACCAUCGGCGUCAACCCCACCGUCAUCAACCUCGACGACGAUGAGAUCGACGCCCUCCCUUCCCCCUCCGCCCCCGCUGCCUUCAUCGGCGGCACCUUCAUAGGCGGCCUGGAGUCCCUGGUUGCACUCCACGUCAGCGGCCUCCUCGUCCCCAAGCUCGUCCAAGUCGGUGCUCUAUCUCUGGCGUGAGUGUGGUAUUGGUCUUCGUCGUGUUGAUCGCCUAUGAUUUGGUUUUUAGGGUGGGAUUGAUCAGGUCCGUAGGUUGGGUCCCAUUGCCAAUUAUGAAGCAAUCAAGGCCGUAGGAUACCACAGUAACUUUCUUGCUUUGCUUUGGGAAUCGCUAAGCUUAUCUCUUUCUUCUCUUAUUCUCUAAAUUUUACUACUACUAAUAAUAUAUAUAAUCCAUGGAUGUAUUUGUGUUUA